This is a messenger RNA of Telopea speciosissima, 1161 nucleotides long. RefSeq names its product villin-2-like. Gene Ontology annotation, molecular function: actin binding. The coding region runs from base 16 to 810 and encodes 264 amino acids. Gene Ontology annotation, biological process: cytoskeleton organization. The record is from RefSeq and is a predicted model, not a curated record. NCBI's taxonomy places the organism in Eukaryota, Viridiplantae, Streptophyta, Magnoliopsida, Proteales, Proteaceae. The transcript is spliced from 4 exons.
AUACUCACUGCAUGCAUGGUAGUUUCUACAUAUAUAUGUUGCACUCAAUUUCAGUGGGUUUGUGUCACUUUUUCGUUUAAAAUAUAUAUUACACAUAAAUAUCGAUUUCCUGUGAAACUGCAGGCUCAUGGAAACUCAUUUGCCAAGAAACUGUUUUUGCUUUUUGGUGCAUCGCAUUCAUCAGAGAAUCAAGAUAGGUCAAACAGAUCAAAUCAAGAAGGGCCAACUCAAAGAGCUUCAGCUUUAGCUGCACUGAACUCUGCCUUUAAUCCAUUUAGUGCAACCAAACCUGCAGCUUCAGCUUCCAGGCCACUGGGUGCAAGCCAAGGAUCACAGAGAGCAGCUGCUGUAGCUGCUCUUUCAAAUGUUCUAACUGCUGAACAGAAGAAGAAGCUCUCCUCUGAUGCAUCUGCUGCUCAAGGCGCUAGAAGCCCCCCAACAAACACAAUUUCUGCUGAGGUGAAAAGUGUAGAUGAUAAUUCUGAGGUCGACGCUCAAGAAGAAUCUCCAGUGAAGGAAACAGAAGAGGGAAGAACAUCAUCUGUGUCAGAAAGCAAUGGAGAGGAGUCAGAGGUGAAGCAAAAGAUACAGCAGGAGGCACCACAGGAUGAAAAUGGUAGUGCGACAUACAGUUAUGAUCAAGUGAACACCAAAUCCACCAACCCUGUUAGUGGAAUUGAUUUUAAGAAGAGAGAGUCCUAUCUGUCUGACGAGGAGUUCGAGACUGUAUUGGAGAUGACGAAAGAAGCAUUCUACAGGCAGCCAAAGUGGAAGCAGAACAUGCUGAAGAAGAAAGUCUUUCUCUUCUGAGUCUUACCGAGUGACUGCACAACAUUUUGUUUUCCUUACAACUCUUUUUGUUUUCUCCAUUUCCAUAACUUGUUAUUUGGUGUCCAUUAUCUGUCCUAGAAAUGUGAUUAUAUUAGUACAGUGUUUGUAAGUUGUUAUAUCUAGAAGUUGCUACUUCUGGUCAUGAAGAUAGCUACUGAUAGUAUUGUAUCUGCUCUUUUGCUGCCUGCCUGAGGAAUGUAUUUUUUUUUUUUCCGGGAGCUGCUGAUAUCCCUGUGAUAAGCAGGUAUUGUAGUUUUAGGACAGCAACAAGCAGACAAUAUUCUUUCAUUUGUACACAAGGGUUUUAGUAUUUGAUGUGCUCUGAUUUCA